Molecule: messenger RNA, 1914 nt
Organism: Diuraphis noxia (Russian wheat aphid)
Lineage: Eukaryota; Metazoa; Arthropoda; Insecta; Hemiptera; Aphididae
Source: RefSeq, a predicted model, not a curated record
CGCUAUCGUGACUGUGUCCGGCAUUACUAAUGGGCCAUUGCCAUGGGCCAUUGCCCAUUAGCCGUAGAGCCCGUAGAGGACUUGCAGCCCCGAUAAAAACCAAUUUUUGCCGUUUUAUUUAUAAGCUAAAAAAUAUUACGUCAAUGAGAUUGUGGUUUCUGAUCACUCCCGGCAACCAUUUAAUAUCUUAUCACAGAUUAUAUAAAAUAAUGAUUAUUUUAUUAUAGUAUUAAAUUUACUAUGCUAUGCUUCUGUGGUUCAAGCAUUCGAUAUUUUAAUCUUAAUAAUAACUCGUAAUAAAAUUUUCAGUUAAACUGUUCACUGUUGUCAGUUGUGGUUUGUGACCUCUGAUUAACUACUAUUCAUCAACAUCAGCUGAAGACUGAAAGAUCUUAAUGAUGCACUUUGAAGUGAGAACAAACUUAGUUCUUGAGAUUAUCUCACAUGAAUUCCUGGACCUAGAAUUAAAGUCAUCAUAAUUUGAAAAUCCGUGCGGAUUAACAUAAUAUAGUACCUGCAAUCUAUUAACUUAAAAUGGAGAUGAACACAGCUUACAAUGUAAAUAUAAUUAGCCAAAUUGACAAAGAAUGUGGAUUAUUUGUUGCUGUAGAAAGAUUUAAUAGUGGUUCAACUGAAUACUUCCAAAACUAUUAUAAACAACUUAUAUGUUUUAACGAUUGUACAGACUGGUUUCAAAAAUUUGACUAUCCUAUUAUUGAAUUUGGGAAGGUAGUAAUUGUUCAAGUUGACAAAAACCUCAGUUUGUGGGCGCGCGGUAUCAUAUCAAACUGCCAUAAUUAUAAUAACUUUUGUCCUGAAGUUUAUUUAAUCGACUCUCAGAGAUUUACCGACAAAGACAGCAUAUUUGAGUUGAGAACAUGUCCGCCCAAAUUUUUGCAGCUCAUACUUCCUACUUAUUAUAUUCAAAUAGAUCUUUGUUUGGAUGAUGAUGAUUUAAAAACUGCAAUCACAAUCUUGAUAAAGAAAAAUCAGUAUGGUGAAAUAAGUUUCAGUUUUACUCCUCAAUCUGUUAAAAAUAAUGUUUACUCAGGCGAAUUAGUUGUAUACAAUAAAGUGAAUAAUUUGUAUAUACCACUAAAAAAGUUAUUAAAAAAUGUUCGCUCAAAAAAAUUUUUUGAAGACAUUCCACUGUACCAAAAGCAUUAUUAUUCAAAUUUCAAUCCAAUGGAAUUACAAUACUUGAAAAAUAUUUUUAUACCUAAGGAACCAAGUAAUAUGGUAUUUUUAGAAAGUAAUCUAGUUUCAAGCUCCUGUGACUUAAGUAUUAUUGAUGAUUUAAAUACAAAUCUGUCUUAUAGUUCUGCCAAUGAAUUUUCCUCCACCUCCAACUACUCUGAAAAUAUUUGCUUUAGCGAUGAUUCAGAAAUAGAAACUCAAAAAUUAAAAAAUAGUUUUAAUAGUUCUAAUAGUAUUACUCCAAUAGCAAAACAAAAUGUUUACUCUACUAGUAGUUCUUUGAUGAGUAAAAGUGACUCUUCUCUGCUAUCAGCAAGUUCUAAUAACAAUAAUUGCAUUAUGUCAGAAAUAAAACAAUGUAAGAAUUUUACUGUAACAACUGCAACCAAAUUGAAGAAAGACACUGGAUGUCAGCAAAAUGAAAAGUCAACUUUAACACCUAAGGUAUUAGUAACACCUGAAAUACAUUCAAAAACAAUAACCAAUAUUCAACCUAUAAACAAUAAAAUGGACGAUUCAGUGAUAUGGUGGUCUGAUGAUGAUGAUGACGACAAAAGUUAAUAAAGUAAUAACUCAUUAAGUUAAUGAAAUACAAAAAUAAAUAAUUGUUUUUAAUCGAAUUUUAAUGCUUUUAACAUAAAUAAUUAUAAGAAAUUUUUUCUUUUUGUAACAUAUACUACAAAGAGUACCUACCAACCUAUUAAGGUUAUUAUUAUU